Messenger RNA from Galdieria sulphuraria, 1549 nucleotides. RefSeq names its product archaeal ATPase. The transcript has a single exon. The annotation marks the transcript as partial. Lineage: Eukaryota; Rhodophyta; Bangiophyceae; Galdieriales; Galdieriaceae. The record is from RefSeq and is a predicted model, not a curated record.
CAUUGAUUUAUUCUUUAGUUGUGAAUUGAUUUCGGAUUGGCGGCGGCGUGUAAAAUGAGUUUGAACGAACCGUUGAUAGAUAGAAAAGAAGAUGUUUAUUCUAUUCUUCGAACUUAUUACUACCAGUUUCCUCGAUUUGGGGGAGACUUGAAUACUCCACGUCCUGCAGCUUGUUUCUCCCCUCACAUUUUUGGGGCGGGCAAGAGUUGUGUUGGUGAAAAUUUUUUAAAGUUUUUAAAAAAAUUCGCCGACGAAGAAGAAGAGCAGACGAAGACAGAGGUUUUCAACAAGAGCUCAUCGGGAAAAGUUGAUUUGAAGAUUUUUUCUUGGAAACACUUUGCGGAAAACACUUUGUCAGUUUGCUUUAAACUAGGAGAGAGCUUUUCUCGUGCUCCUUUUCCAAGGUUUCUAGACGCUUUGAUGUAUAACAUAGUUUUUAGAGCCUUUCGUCAAAAUGGAAGAAGAAAAGAUGCCGCUCACGUUGCUUCAACGAUAGUCAAGGACCACAACUUGGACGAUAUCAUAGAUUAUCUUCUCGAACAAUUUCAGAAACAAUAUUUAUUUUUGAUGAUAGACGAACUUAGCCACCUAAGUGACCUCACCGCAUACUAUAGUGAACUUACCAUGAAACAGUUCGUCGAGUCCGAUCCUGGUUAUAUCCCGUAUCGCAAAUUUUUUCGAACUGUAUAUGAGUUGCUUAAUACAGGAAAAGUUAUCCUGUAUAUUGCUGGGCGAACUGCCGAAAUCUCAGCCCGCCUGUCUGAUGCUCGCUCCAGUAGAGUGAGUCUCCAUAUGUUGCGGUUGAAUCCGUUUAAUCUCCAUGAUAUUAACGAAUAUAUUGAGCUGGCAACUUAUGAUGGAAAGUCCUUGAAGGACUGUUUAUUGCCCUCCGAUGAUUUACGAUAUCGAUUCGUAGAAUUGUUGAAGAAGAAGACAGGGGGUAUUCCGUUGAUUGUAAAGAAUACUUUACUAGCCCUAGUAGGGAAACUUGCAAACUUAUCUCAACCUGCUAUCAACGAUGACAAUAUGGAAUUUUUAUUAGAUGGUGUCUUUGCAGAUAUACUAAAUGAGUCGGGAACUUUUAUUAUUCCGGAGAUACUAGAUUCCGCAACCCUUCUUCGAUAUCAAUUUGUCCUUUUGAGUUAUCAACUCGGAACGAUUUUCCCAAUCGGAUUUGCAACUACUCUAUGUGGAACGAGAACUUAUUUGAUGGACUUGGUUGCAACUUUUGGGUUUUAUUCUGAAAUUUGUGAAACUGACGGGAUUGAUUUGGGCACUAAGUUCAAGAUUGGUUGUUGUGAAUUUAUAUUGCGAGCUCAUAGCAACUAUAACUUUUUCCGUGAGGCUACUGAACUCUUUCCUUUAUCUCCGUUUAGUUAUAUUCCCGACACUUCAACAGCAAAAGGAGUCUUCUUUGAAUUUGUAUUUAUGAAGAUCUUUUGCUUUCGCUUAUUAACUUUUCUUCAUUCUAGUUCCUCGCCUAUUGUACAUUCUGCUAUUCCAGGAAUUUUCCAGGGUUCUUUAUUGAACAGGACAAUGUUUCUUAUUC